Messenger RNA from Neurospora tetraspora, 1039 nucleotides. RefSeq lists its product as uncharacterized. The transcript is spliced from 2 exons. NCBI's taxonomy places the organism in Eukaryota, Fungi, Ascomycota, Sordariomycetes, Sordariales, Sordariaceae. The coding region runs from base 92 to 928 and encodes 278 amino acids. The record is from RefSeq and is a predicted model, not a curated record.
AGCCCUAUUAACGACGCACGCGUCCUAAAUAUCUAAUCGACUCUCCGACCGUCUUUACUCGAUCGCGAAAUACCAAAACAAAUCAGCCAAAAUGCUUGUCAAGUCCUUCACUGCUCUGGCGGCUCUCGCCCUCGCCGCUCAGGCCGUCGCCGAGCCCAUCCGCAUCGGCACGCCCUACAAGGCCAACAAGGUUCACAAGACCUCCGUCCGUCAGUUGUUCGGUGUCGUCCGCCGCCAGGACAACCCCGGAUACCAGCCCGAGCAGACCGUCUGCGGUACCGGCAACACCUGCUCUGAGGCUUGCGGUGCUGGUUUCGAGACUUGCGCGUCCAAGGACGACUCGGUUCACUGCUACAACGCCGGCGCCGCUCAGAUCUGCUGCCCUAAUGAUUCUGGCAGCUCGUGCGAUGCCGGUUACUACUGCGCUGCCGACAACCAGCAGGAGACCUGGUGCUGCCCCGACGGCAUGGGCCUUGAGGAGUGCGCCAAGGCCUACGGUGUCGACUCCGGCCUUGUCUCCCAGACCGCCGAGGCCACCUCUACCUCUACCACCUCUACCAGCUCGACCUCCUCGGUCGCCAGCUCCACCUCGACCUCUAGCACCGUCGUGAGCACCACCAGCUCCAGCAGCGUCGUUGUUACCACCACCAGCUCCGUCGUCGUCAUUCCCCUCUCGACCAGCUCGGCCGCUCUGACCACCUCGUCUGCUCCCGCCAUCACCAUUCCCGUUUUGUCCUCUUCCUCUAUCGUCCUCGUCCCCACUGGCCUCAUGCCCACUGGCGGCGCACCUUCUGGUGCUAACGGCACCUCUGUCGUGGUUGUCUCUCCCCAGCCCACGCAGUCUGAGGUUGCCAUUGGCGCUGGCAGCGUUGCCAAGCCCGCCGGCGCCUUCCUCCUGGUUGCGGCCGGUCUCGCCGCCCUUCUCUAAACCCUCGCUGUGGAAUCAAGCCUUUGGACUACUUGAAAGGGCUUCACCGGAUAUCCACCGGUAGCUCAAGGGCACUAUUGCUUUACUACGAGAUAUGAGACACGACAGACC